Molecule: messenger RNA, 1213 nt
Organism: Aricia agestis (brown argus)
Lineage: Eukaryota; Metazoa; Arthropoda; Insecta; Lepidoptera; Lycaenidae
Exons: 7
Coding region: 1-1179 (392 amino acids)
Source: RefSeq, a predicted model, not a curated record
AUGGAUCACAAGUUUUACUGGAUUGUCUCGGUUACUCUUAUAGUGGCGGUGGCCGCUUUCACGGUGCACGAAGAAAACUUCGACGAUGAUAACGAAUUGGAUAAUUACGGGGAGAGAAAAGGAAAAAUUCUGUUCCCCUUCGUAAGUAUAGUCCGGUUCGCGAACUCGGACUGCUCCAGUACCAACACUAUGACCGGAACGUGCCUAGCACGGCGGGAGUGUAACAACCUGAAUGGAACCAUCACCGGAACCUGCGCCUCUAGGAGAGGCAGAUGUUGUAUUGUUUCCAGAUCAUGUGGCAGCACUACCAAUGUGAACAACACCUACUUCACAAGUCCAGGCUACCCUUCCGCGUACGCCGGCGGACAAGCUUGUACUAUUAUCGUCAACAGAUGCAACAACAAUAUAUGCCAGCUGCGCAUAGACUUCCUAGACAUGGUGUUAGCCCAGCCAGACGGCGACGGAGUCUGCAGCACGGACUCCAUAACGAUAACUGGUGGUAACACCAUCGUGCCAACACUCUGUGGCGACAACACCGGUCAGACCUUGUUUGUCGACUUCAAUGGAAACGCGGCCAUCACUAUCACGGUGACAGCAACAUUGGCGACCACGUUCUCGAGACGUUGGAACUUGAGACUUAUACAACUCGGAUGCGAUUGUCCGGGGAUAGCGCCCAACGGUUGCCUACAAUACUACACGGGUACUUCGGGCACCAUAACCAGCUUCAACUACGGAACCGCUGCCAAUACAGCUUUGAGUGCGUCGCUUGUGACAGGAACGCGACAGAUCGCUAACUUGAACUACGGCAUCUGUAUACGGAUGGAGGCUGGCUACUGUACUAUACAGUAUGCUCAGACAGCAAACGACCUCUACUCAUUCACCGUAAGUGGUGACGUGGAGGGUGCCGACAACACGGUAUUGGCGACUGCGAUUGGCGCCGUCAACGAUGGCGCUUGUACCACGGACUUCGUGGUCAUACCCAACCCCACCGUCGUGGCCACGGGCGUCUCGGUCGGUACAGAUCGCUUCUGUGGUGUCGGCUUCGUGACAGUCCAAACUGGCGCAAAGCCGUUCGUUUUGUACGUGGUGACGGACGGCAACGAAGGAGCUACGGCUACAACACCACCCGAUGUCGCUAAUAGAGGCUUCUCGCUUGCAUACACACAAGUCGCUUGCUAAUUCCUUGCCUUUAUGUUUAUAGACUGGGGACUUA